Molecule: messenger RNA, 1320 nt
Organism: Corylus avellana
Lineage: Eukaryota; Viridiplantae; Streptophyta; Magnoliopsida; Fagales; Betulaceae
Product: gamma-glutamylcyclotransferase 2-1
Biological process (GO): glutathione catabolic process
Cellular component (GO): cytoplasm
Molecular function (GO): glutathione specific gamma-glutamylcyclotransferase activity
Source: RefSeq, a predicted model, not a curated record
UUAUAAAUUGCCUCCUUCCUUCAAAGCUCUAUCCCCCUUGGAAACCAGAAGAGACACAGAGAGAGAGAGAGAGAGAGAAAGAGGGAGAGAGAGUAGAGAGAGAAACAAAGGGAAACCCUAAUCGCUGAAGCUAAAUCAUUACCCGUUUGGCUUUGUUUCUCUCUUUGCCGUCACAUAUUUCACAAUACCUUACGAUCUUUCAUAUAUCUCGCUUUCUCGUUCUGGUUCAGAUCACAAGAAAAUUCCGAAGGACUUGCUCUCUCAUUUUCUCCGGAAAAUUCGAAGAUCUUCUUGAGCCAUACAACCAUGGUAUUUUGGGUUUUCGGCUAUGGUUCACUUGUGUGGAACCCAGGAUUUGAAUAUGAUGAGAAAGUGAUAGGAUUCAUCAAGGACUAUAGGCGUGUAUUUGAUGUUGCUUGCUUUGACCACAGAGGUACACGUGAACGCCCUGCACGAACUUGCUCAUUGGAAUACAAAGAAGGAACCAUAUGCUGGGGUGCUGCUUAUUGUGUUCGGGGAGGCCCUGAAAAGGAAAGAUUGGCAAUGGAGUAUUUGGAGCGGAGGGAGUGCGAAUAUGAUGAAAAGACUCUUGUAAACUUCUACAAGGAAGGGGGGGAUUCCUUUGAGCCUGCUGUAAAAGGAGUUAUAGUGUUCACAUCCACUCCAGACAAAGAAUCAAACAAGUACUACCUGGGGCCUGCUCCAUUGGAGAAAAUGGCCAGCGAAAUUGCAACUGCUUUUGGACCCUGCGGGAACAAUAGAGACUACCUUUUCCUGUUAGAGAAGGCCAUGUCUGAUAUUGGCCAUGAAGAUGACAUGGUGAUAGAACUUGCCAAUGAGGUGCGGAAGGUACUUGGAAUCGCAGGGAAAGGAAUUCCAAAGGAGAGGAAGUUGGUCGGGCAAUCCCACAUCCCACUCAUGUCCCAUAUUCCCACUCUUAAGGUCCACCCACUUCCAGAAGCCAUUGCCAUGGACUCCUAGCAAGAAGAUGUCAAUCUCUACGAAUUGGAUACUUUGCGGAGCCUGCUAACCCAUUUAUCACUACCUUGUUUUCCUCUUAUUUAAGAUUUUUCCUCUAGAAAGCAGUUUUCUGUUGGUCUUAGCAGAGUCUACUUUGCCUUCUAAACUUUUACCCUUUUACCCCUUUACACAUGGUUUGGACUUAGAAAGAGUGACUAACAAUUUUCCAUACGAAAUACAGGAUGUAGGAAAUGCUGAUGAUGUUAGUUUCAGUUUCAAACCAAGAGAAAUCCGUCAUUACCUUGCAGGCCAACUAAUGUUGUUCCAUGUACUGUGCAACUAGACAUCUUUCUUUUUUUU